GUUUACACGUGAGCUGUUAACCCUUAUCCAUGCCUCCAGCCGUGAGGAAUGUGUGUCAGUAGUGGGCAGGCAGACCAAAGGCUAAGUCUUGAAAACAUGAUUCCUGCAACUGUUCACACUGUCCUGAGUGCUCUGUAUUUAUGCUGCCACAGAAAGAACUGGUUACACUCGGAGGAGCAACACAAGAAACACUAAGGACUGAAAUGCGCUUGCAGUUAAAGUAUCCUCAUCAUGAAUAGGUACACAACUAUCAGACAGCUUGGUGAUGGGACCUACGGCUCUGUUCUCCUAGGGAGAAGCAUUGAAUCUGGGGAGCUAAUAGCCAUUAAAAAAAUGAAGAGAAAGUUUUACUCCUGGGAGGAAUGCAUGAACCUUCGAGAGGUUAAGUCUUUGAAGAAACUAAACCAUGCCAAUGUAGUAAAGCUGAAAGAAGUUAUCAGGGAAAAUGAUCAUCUGUAUUUUGUGUUUGAAUACAUGAAGGAAAAUCUUUAUCAGUUAAUGAAAGAAAGAAACAAACUGUUUCCUGAGUCUACAGUUAGGAAUAUUAUGUAUCAGAUCCUGCAAGGACUUGCAUUUAUCCAUAAACAUGGGUUCUUUCACAGAGACUUGAAACCCGAAAACCUCCUGUGCAUGGGACCAGAACUUGUGAAAAUAGCAGACUUUGGCUUAGCCCGAGAAAUCCGAUCUAGACCUCCUUACACUGAUUACGUAUCCACGAGAUGGUACAGGGCUCCUGAAGUCCUACUGAGAUCCACCAGCUAUAGUUCUCCAAUAGAUAUUUGGGCUGUUGGUUGUAUAAUGGCAGAAGUUUACACACUGAGGCCUCUCUUCCCAGGUGCCAGUGAAAUUGAUACUAUAUUCAAAAUUUGCCAAGUGUUGGGGACACCAAAGAAGAAUGACUGGCCUGAAGGCUACCAACUUUCAUCCUCCAUGAAUUUUCGCUGGCCUCAGUGUGUACCUAACAACCUGAAAACCCUCAUACCUAAUGCUAGCAGCGAAGCAGUGCAGCUUAUGAGAGACAUGCUACAGUGGGACCCCAAAAAGCGGCCAACAGCUAGCCAGGCACUCCGAUAUCCAUACUUCCAGGUUGGGCAUGCCUUGGGUGUUCAGGAUCUGGUGAAACAAAAGGAACUCCAUGAUAAAUCAUCUCUGCAUAUUAAGCCUGUCCCUCCACCACAACCUCCUUCAAAAUCGCAUGCGCGGAUUUCUUCACGAGCAUUUCAACAAAGCCAGGCUUCUCAUCAUUUGGUCUAUCCAUAUAAGACAGACAACUCUGGGACUGAUCAUAGUAACUAUUUACAGGAAGACAAGUCUAACCAGGUUCUUCUUCCUGCAAUUCACAAUAAGGUUCCUCAGCAGAAAACAUCUGUUGGAACUGAGAAUGUAAAUGGUGAACUUAAACCAAAAGCUAGGCGAAGAUGGGGACAUCUUGCUAGAACAGUGAAGAGUUCUGAAGACUGGGAUGAUUUGGAAGACCUUGAUUUUGGCUCUUCUGUCACAAGAGUUGACCUGAAAAACAAAAAGAGGCAGAAUGAUGAAACUAUUUGUAGAUUUGAAAGCAUUUUGGACCUGAAGCCUUCGGAUGCUGUUGGCUCUGGCAGCAGUGCACCUUCCCACAUUACCUUCCCACGGCAGGACACUCCCACAUUGCGAGUUUCUGCAGCAAAGCAGCAUUACCUGAGACAUUCUAGGUAUCUACCUGGAGUCAACACAAGGAAUAGCUUAGUCUCCACGUCGAGCAAAGAGUCUGUUCCAUCUAAUCCCUGGCCCACUUCUGGUUUGCCUGGGAAAGCUUCAGGACUGGGAGGAAGUAUUAACAGGAUAAAUUCAGGUCCCAUAGGAUCAAGUGGUUAUAUCCCUUCGUUUCUGAAGAAGGAAGUAGGCUCUGCUGGGCAGAGGGUUCAGUUAGCACCAAUUGCAGAUCCAUCUUCUAAUUAUGCUUCUCCAAAGUCGGUAAGACCCCAUCCUGGACAGCCCUCAUUCAGUUCCCCUUCAGGAAGCACACCAAGGUUAAUGCCUCUCCCGCCACCAGCUCAGCCGAUCCAUGGCCGUGUUGACUGGUCUGCAAAGUAUGGUGCUAACCGGUGACGUGGAAAAACUUCCUAAACCAGUGUAUAUUUCCCAUGAAGUGGUGAAUAACACGAGACAAUUUUAUAUUGCUUUGUAUACCUGUAAAUUUAAAAGAAACAGAUCUUCUAUGGUUGAGACCUUUUUGAAGGCUUUUUUUUAACUUUUAUUUGUAUUAAUUUGGAUGCAAUCUUGUACUUUUUUGUAUGAAAUUGUUUUGUUAUAUAAUUGGGUCCAGUUAUUUUCAUAACAAAAUCAUUUUGUAUAUAUGGUUGAGGGGUCUUGGCAUUUUUAUAUGACAAAUUUUUAUAUAAAACGUUUUUAAAAUUUAACUUUUCCUUUUAUUGGAUUCAACUUUUUUAUAAAAGUGGGUUUUAAAAAAAAGGCAGAGUGGUGCAAUAUUGCAGUGGAAGAGAAGUAGCAAGGAAGGGGCAUUCAUCAGAUAUUUUCAGAAGUUUACGUGCUAAAUGAGGCUUUAUAAUUUCAGCAGUGCCACAUCCUGAUGCCAUGCUGUUGUUGUGCACUCAUUUGCUUUGUAUUGACAUUAAUGAGUAGGAGUGAGUAACAGUCUAAACUCUACUUUGCAUCCAAUGAGAGACUGCUGGAAGUCCCAAGUCAGUGGGAAGCUUUGUUGUUGUAUUUAUUUUUACCUUUACAAGGUGUUUUUUUGGACUGCUGUCCAGCUUUCCAGUCCCAUUCUUUUGCUUUUACCAAAUCUUGGUAGUCUUCUUUAGUAAAGGGUAUUCAGUAGAUUUGUUUUCUGAUGCCUGUUUGUCCUGUUUCAAAGUUACCUCUUGGUGUUGUUCACUAUGAAAUAGAAUGUGGACCUACCUCUGUUAAAUUCAUUUACAUGCUUCCUAAUGACUUCUAAGGAGAAAAAGUAGAUUCUGCUUUUUUGUCAUUGGUGGGAAUAGAUUAUAAGAUGCGAAGACAGAUUUAAGACAGUAUUGACAAUUACAAAGCUAAUUUCACAGUAACAAAGAAUUAGUGAGAUACCAGCAGCAGAGUUUAAGGAAACAGUAUCUAUUCCAUUGACUUAAUUUUUGUAACUGUUUUAAAUCACUUUUGAGGGAGAAAAAAAAAAUCUGGAGCAAAUGAAUCAGUUUAAGCUUCAGUUCUUCUUUUCAUUAUGUCUUCACUGCAAUGUGAAGAGUAUGUCCUCUGUUCUGUAAAUUAGGCCCCCAGACUCUACUGGGAAAAAUAGGACCUUACCUCAUCCUACUAAAAAACAUUCUAAAAUUGUGAUUGAUUCAACUCGGCUUACAGGAGAGAAUGAAUGAGCAGGUUAUAGACAAAGGAGAAUAGCCCCAUAGCUUGGGUUAUUUCUGCACUGGAAAGGAGUGCCAGAGUUCAGCCAUCAGCAAAAGGUUCGUUUUGAUCAGUCAGCAUUUGGGUAUUCCUGCAGCUCUUUCCACAGAAGAUUAGCCCUGUAGAUAAAUCGGUGCUGUGGGAGAACAUCUUUUAUAGCUGUGCUUUGGAAAAGCACUGUCAAAGCUGAAGUGUGCUGUGAAAACACAUCUUCCUGCAGAAGUGUACAGAAAUGCUUAGCUUUUGGGAAACCUCACCUGAACUCGUUUUAUGAACAGGUCGGGCAGAUCUUAAAUUUGGGAGACUUAGAUCCAGCCUAAAGGGAUCAGAGCAGGUACAGUUCUUGGCAUCUGGGCAUCUGAAGGUGGCAAAGGGCUAGUGUGUGAGUUCGAUCCUCUCUGUGUGGUCUGCCUGCACCCACAAGGGGCACCCGCUGCGGUCUGGAGGCUGGUGGCGUGCACUGGCAUCUUCAGGUCUUUGCAUGGAGAACAUACGGGACUCAGGAAACAGGACCCUCGAGUAGGCUGCUGGCUCAGUGCUACGGAGGGACCGUGAGGGGCACUGGUCACUGUUUGUUUUAACAAACUCAGCCCACAGUGAGACAGUACAAGGCA
Molecule: messenger RNA, 3989 nt
Organism: Oxyura jamaicensis (ruddy duck)
Lineage: Eukaryota; Metazoa; Chordata; Aves; Anseriformes; Anatidae
Gene: CILK1
Product: ciliogenesis associated kinase 1
Exons: 14
Coding region: 232-2088 (618 amino acids)
Biological process (GO): protein phosphorylation; intraciliary transport; cilium assembly
Cellular component (GO): nucleus; cilium; cytoplasm
Molecular function (GO): ATP binding; protein serine/threonine kinase activity
Source: RefSeq, a predicted model, not a curated record